AUGGGAGGCAUCGUGGCAGCGCGGCCCAGUGGACUCAGCUCCUGCGCGCUGCAGUGGCUGGAGCUUCCGAACUUCGAGAGAGGCAUCAACGAAGACCAGUCCAAAGCUACCCGCAGCUCGCUGCGGCAGGACCAGCUGGCUGCAUCAUUGGGAGAGGCAGAGGCGAGCCUCUGCGUGGCAGAGGUGUGGCCCCUGCCCGACGAGGUCCUCUUGCUGGUUCAUGUUGCGCCCUCGAGCCCGAACGGAGGUUUGAAGAGCUCGCCGGUGGCAAAGGCGAAGGGAGGAGGUCCCACGGAACGGCAGGAUUGUGGGAGUCGAUGGUGGCUGCAGGUGUGGCACCUUGACUCCCGCAAGGACCUGCUGCCGCGCGUGCAGGUGAAGGCUUCCAAGGUGACUUGCGUGCACACCGCAAGCAUCGGUGGGAAGCAGCUCCUCCUUUGCGGCGCUGAAGGCGAGGCGCAGCUGCUGGAGCUCAGCACCUUCCGGGUGCUGCAAGACUGGCGCGAGGGCUUGGGCCAGAGCCGCCCCAGUCGCGUGCUGCUGCGGAGCGAGGCAGAGCAACCGGUGGCCGUCUUGGCCCAGGACGCCGGUGGGGUGUUCCUCGCCAAGAUGGGGCAGAAGCCAGAGAGGCUUCUACCCGCCGAGGGCUUCGGCGACAUCGGCGAAGCAUUGCUGGAGCCAGUUGGCGCCGAAGGCUUCGCGGUGUGCGCCAACGGCCACAUCUACGCCUUUGAGGAUGGAGCGUUGAGCUCCGUGAUAGAGCUUCCACAGGGCGAGGUCCGACAGUUCCUCACCACGCCCUACGAGUUCUUCGUGGCCGUGGAUGCCGACGGGCCGCACAAGCCCCGGGCGGUGUGCUGCCAGUGGCCCAGCGAAACGGACGAGGCGGGGUCCAGCGCCUUCGCGGUGAACUUGCGGGCCUGGCACGGCGCGGCGCUCAGAACUUCCGACGGUGGUGUGGAGACCAGCGCCGCGGGGCUGGAUCUCGCGAAGGUGCUCACGAAGAAUGGACGACAAGUGCGCGGCCUUGCUUUGCGCGAGGGGCUGAGCCUCGCAGUGAGCAGCGAGAAGGGCGUUGCGGUCUUCGAGUGGGCCACUGAGGUGAGCCCGGCGCUGGAGGACCUGAGGGCCAUCAAAGAGCAGCGCCUCCUGCAAGAGGCGCAGCUUCAGCGCCAAGAGCUGCUGCGGCGGCAGCUGCUGCGCUGUCAGCAGCGCCUCCAGGAGAACCGAGAAAUUGGAGGAGAAAGCGACUCGUGGAGAGGCGCUCAGUGA
This is a messenger RNA of Effrenium voratum, 1272 nucleotides long. The record is from the annotation of a GenBank genome assembly. Lineage: Eukaryota; Dinophyceae; Suessiales; Symbiodiniaceae.